This is a messenger RNA of Heterobasidion irregulare TC 32-1, 369 nucleotides long. RefSeq lists its product as uncharacterized. NCBI's taxonomy places the organism in Eukaryota, Fungi, Basidiomycota, Agaricomycetes, Russulales, Bondarzewiaceae. The record is from RefSeq and is a predicted model, not a curated record. The transcript is spliced from 2 exons. Bases 1 to 369 code for a protein of 122 amino acids.
AUGGACCAGCCUCGGUUUGUGUGGACUGGAAGCAAGGAGCAGAUACCGGCGCCCGUCGCUGUGGCCUGCGUGCACCGAGGUGCACCGACAUUGGCCAAUGUCGUGGACGUCGAGGAGCGUGUGACGUCACGUCACCUUCUCAAGGCUCUUCCCUCCGCACCCAUCGCCGCCGGUCAACUUGUGCUCACCACAGACCAGCUCGGUGUGCCCGCCCGUUUUCUGCUCCACCAAAUCCUCGCUGCGUACAUCAAGACCGCUGCCUAUAACAGUCUCAGCACGGGGUCAAAGGCGGUGGUAGUUUCGGUGUCGGAGCCGCUGACGAGAUGGGAGGUCGCGGCGCGGACGGUGAGCGCAGGUCUUUUGUCGUAA